GCUGGUAUCUCCAGCUUAUCUAUUUACUCAUGGUGACCUCAACCUAUGCCAGAUCUGUGUAUAAUAAAGAUUCUUACGGACAUCCAAACUCCGGGAGCCUUAGAGAGAUCGACCAUGAGUGCUGGGAAGCGGCGUCAAGCAAGCUGGUGGAGAUGAAGAAGCUCAGGGUGGCAGAUACUAUCAUGGGGCUGUGGGACUUCAUGAUCUACUUGAAAGAAUCAGCCAAUCCCAAGCGUAACGCACUCUUUGAUAGUUUGGCGCAGAACUUCUGGGACAUGUAUGUAGACUGCGUCCUCUCAAGGUCUCACGGGGUGGGCAGAAGACAAGUGUCAUCUCCAAAUCUUUCUUUUUAUCUACAGAAACCUAUAAAAGGCAUGCCUUUAAUGAAACCCUGGUUUUAAUGUGACAAGUGGAAUCCUGUCAUAUAGGGAGGCGUUCUGUCCAUGUAGUUAUUGAAAUCAGUGUCUGUCUAAGAAGGUCGUUACGUCCGAUAUUCUGUACCAAGGUUGCCUUCUUAAUCUGCAAAUCAAUUAAAAAUGUUCUGAUGUAAGACAGGGAUGCCCAAGCGGCGGCCCUACAACUCCCAGUAUGCCCGGACAGCC
Molecule: messenger RNA, 602 nt
Organism: Bufo bufo (common toad)
Lineage: Eukaryota; Metazoa; Chordata; Amphibia; Anura; Bufonidae
Product: protein FAM237A-like
Exons: 3
Coding region: 30-401 (123 amino acids)
Source: RefSeq, a predicted model, not a curated record